AUGAUCUCUGGUUCUUCAUCUGCAGAACCUCAAGAAUGUCAGCAAGGCCAAUCCAUCUAUCACACCGCGAUAACCAUUGACGGUCUGAUUGGUAUUUCCAGAGACGGCAAACCUGCUCUUAACGCAGAUAUGGUCCAGUCUGUCGACCCAUCUACACAGGAUGGCAUCGCAGUUGUCAAAUAG
This is a messenger RNA of Penicillium psychrosexuale, 183 nucleotides long. RefSeq lists its product as uncharacterized. The coding region runs from base 1 to 183 and encodes 60 amino acids. The transcript has a single exon. Lineage: Eukaryota; Fungi; Ascomycota; Eurotiomycetes; Eurotiales; Aspergillaceae. The record is from RefSeq and is a predicted model, not a curated record.